GGUUGCACUUGCACAAAUCAAUGAGAACAGCCACAUUAAAUAAAAUAAUACAAACAAAGAGAAUAAAUAAAUAAAAUCUAGUAGUAGUAUUCAUUGUAGAAUAUUUAAGUACUGUUUUUUUGUAGUGAAGUUAAGGAUCUUUUCGAGGUUUGGAAUGUUGCAAAGAAACAUGGGAGAGUCAUCAACUUGUCUCACGCAACCAUUCUGUUAUUCCUCUGGCUUUUCCAAUGAAUCCAACAAGGACAACCCAAUUAAAGUACUUGGGGAAUCAGUGUCGUUUGGGAGGUUCACGACAGAGUCACUAGCAUGGGAGAAAUGGUCAACAUUCUCAACCAACCGUUAUGUCGAAGAGGCAGAGAGGUAUUCAAAACCGGGUUCGGUUGCAGAGAAGAAAGCUUUCUUUGAAGCUCAUUACAAGAAACUUGCAGCUCAAAAAGCAGCUGCAUUACUUGAACAAGAAAAAAGUGAUUCACUCGAAAUGGAAGAACAUGAUGAGGCAGAAGUUGAUAACACCAACAAUUCACAGUUAACAAGUCUAAAACCUAAACUUGUUGAGACAAGUUUACCUGAAAGUGGAAACAAGGUAGAUGUAACUCAACUUGAGAAGGAGCAGCAAACCCUUGUAGGGAAUUCAAUGCAAAACCAGCUUGGUGAUAAGGACUUAAAUGUAAAGAAAGGUUCCACAGAUCCUAUUGUUUCAAAUAUUGCUACCCCAAUGAAUAACAAGGCUUCAUUAAGAAAGAAGAGAUCAAAAUCGAAGUCACUUCACAUGUCAGUAAAGUUUGCAGUCAUUAGAGAAAUUAAUAGAUUGACUUCAUCUGUAAUGAGGAAAUUUGAAACUACAAGAGUUGGUUCUGGUUCUUCCACAGCUUCAAAGGAUAGAUGGACUCCUAUAACAACACCAACAAAGACCUCCAAGAAUGAGCUGCAAAAGCACCCUUCAUUUUCUCCACUAACUGAACAGAAAAGAAAAAAUAUGGAAUCACCAAUUAUAUCAUCCCUGUUAAGCUUAAGGAUCGAAGAUAGGGAUGCAUGUAGAAAGAAGGAGAGAGCACAGACAAAGACUAUAAAACCAAGACUAUGCUUUUGUUUCAAACCGAGGCAACUACCCGAAUUUAACAAGGAAGGAGAAGGUUCUAAUAGAGGGACAAAAGAGAAAUCACUGACACCAGGAACAAGAGUCACUUCUAGUGUAGUACAAAGCAAAGCCUCUUUAUCUGCUGAGAUACUUACUACAUAUGAAAAUACAUCUCCAAAUAUUCAGCAUGGAAUCCAACAUGAAAGAAAUUACUAAGUUUUGUUUUAAAUGAGAAUACAGUAUCAUUGGAUAAUGUGACCUCUUCUUGUUGUCAUAGAUUAUAUGUAAACUCCGAACAAGGUUUUAAAUUGUAGUUGUAGUUAGGUUACAGUUUGAUUACACUGCAAUCAGAACUACAAAGUUUUAUAGUUGAAUUUAAAUCCUUAAGUAUAGAUAUAUCAUAGCUUCAUGAAAAUGACUUGUGAAGCAUUUUGGUACAUGCAUGUAUAUGGCUACAUUCCAAUAUGGUAUAUGACCCUGUGCAAUAUGGUACAUGCAGUUUUCGCUCGUGAUACUUUUGUCCAUGUUUUUA
Messenger RNA from Medicago truncatula (barrel medic), 1610 nucleotides. RefSeq lists its product as uncharacterized. NCBI's taxonomy places the organism in Eukaryota, Viridiplantae, Streptophyta, Magnoliopsida, Fabales, Fabaceae. The coding region runs from base 155 to 1294 and encodes 379 amino acids. The transcript has 7 exons. The record is from RefSeq and is a predicted model, not a curated record.